Molecule: messenger RNA, 889 nt
Organism: Acaulospora morrowiae
Lineage: Eukaryota; Fungi; Glomeromycota; Glomeromycetes; Diversisporales; Acaulosporaceae
Source: the annotation of a GenBank genome assembly
AAUUUCACAAAAGAAAUUUCCAUUGACUAUUCACGUUUCCGCUCAUAAUUACGACGACAAUUUGGAAAAUUUAAACGACUACUCCAAUAUACAUUUGGUGCGUGACAUGGGAAUAGGCAUUAUCAACUCGUAUUCUACUCAGGAAAUCCACGACAUCGCGCUGAUCACUCAUCUAGUUUCGAUAUCAACGAAAUCUCCAUAUUUACAUAUUUUCGACGGGGUGAAAACAGCUCAUGAGUUUUCUGGAAGAUUAUCUCGGCCGUCAACAAGUGACGUCGUGGAUAUAUUUGAGAAAGUUGCAAGCAAGGUUGGGAAAGUUAUUGGACGUCAGUAUCAUGCCUUUGAAUAUGUAGGUUCACCUAAGGCCGAAACAUUAUUGAUAGUCUCUGGUAGAGAAACAACUCUAGUUAAGGAGGCUGUGAAGCGCAUUAGUCAGAAGAAUAGUAAGAUUGGUGCUAUUGUCAUUAGAGUUUAUAGGCCAUGGUCUGAAAAAUAUCUUUUGAAAUUACUACCCAAGACGACAAAACGCAUCGCGGUUUUAGAACAGGUUUCCUCGGAUGAUGAUCACCUAUGCGCGGGUCCCUCGUUAUUCAGUGAUGUCGCCGCCUCAUUAUCUGGUAUUUGGACUAAUUCAAGUGGUUCCUAUCCUGAACUAGUAGACGUCAAGUGUCCGGCCAAAAUAUUCGAUUUUCAUGUCAACUUGCUCAUCAAAAAACUAGAAACUGGUGGCGUUGUUAACUUCAAUGAAAUUUUAUCGAAUAACACUGUUGAUCAUCAACCAGUCUCAACUGGUGUGACACAAUGCAUCUUCUGGGAUGCCGAAUCUCAGGAAACCCUUCUGUCCAGUCAACAUAUCGCUCACAUAUUAGCUCACCAUACUCCAUUAUAC